UGGGUUUCGCUCAGCGCCCAAGUGGAUACAGCGCAUCUUGGAGUGCUGCUGUCUCUUCCAACCAUCUGGCUAAACGCUCUGCUGUCUCUGGCAGCCUGACUUGCACUAAGAUGCCUCUGAACGGGCCAAGCAGGUUGGAUAUCUGUCCCUCGAUGGAGCAGGUUUGUCUUUAUACGAUGGGCAUCUCCCCCCUUUUUCUUCUUCCUGUGCAACAGCCAGGCUUGAGCGCUGCCUCUUUCUCCUCUUAAGCAUCUGAGCUGGUCUCUGGAAAGACACUCAUCUCUUGCCACGCUCCUCUGGGUCUGUCUGAUUGCACACUCUCUCCUGCGGUGUGUUGGUUGUCAAUAGGCGGGUCUACUCUAUUGUCGACUGUUCGCUCAUUCAACAACUAGUUUUAUACUUCUGCUGGCCAGGACAGGACAGACUCUUAGUGUUAAGGCUGCUGCGCAGUUGUAAGUAUCUUCUGCCUCUUCUCGACCCUGGGAGUAGGUGAAUAACCGCAGCAACUUACUGAUAUCAUGGCAGGAAAUUACUCACUCUUUUGCAUCAUUCUGGACGGCCCUUUCCAGCAGCCCUUGAGCUAACUGGCACAUUCUUUUAUCUUGCUGGUUCACAGAGUGUUCACUCUGACUUAGGUCCGGCUGCUGAAAGAAAGUAGAAAAGGGAGUUUGAUAUCAUUCCUUUUCUUCUACUUCCAGUACUUCUUCUUCUUCUUCUUUGGCACCGAAUAUCUUGCCAUACGAACCGCAACUCUGCCUUUUGUUUUCACGCUGGAUCUUAACUUGAUACGCCAUAUCUAUAUCCAGCUUGGUCAACCGCGAGACCGCAAAUCAUGGACUUACAUAUCUUUGCCCGCGAGAUGCCGGCUCCUCACUCGCAGAACACGACCUAUGUAUCGCCAUAUACUCGAGGGCUUCUCGGCGUCCGCGUCAAUCUCGACCAUCUCGUCACCAUCCUGCUCGCGGGCUCCAUCGGGGUGGCCUGUGUGAUCAUCCUGCUGGUGCGCUUCACCCAGAUGUCCCAUGCAUAUCUGCGGCAGGUCACUUCAGCCACCGGCAGCUCAAACCAGCAACGGUUCUGGGGAGCCGAGCAGUCGACUCUAUGGUCAGACAUCAAGAAGCAUGUCCUCUAUGCACCCCUGGGAAGCAAACGGCACAACCGCGAGUUCAAGCUGUCCGAGGCUGUCAAUGUGGGCACUUUGCCAUCCAGGUUCCACACAGUGCUGUUGACAUGCUACCUCCUCAGCCAGGUGGCAUACUGCUCGGUCUUGGAUUAUCGUGCCAACAACAAAGCCGCGCUGGUCGCUGAGCUUCGAGGCCGAUCUGGAAACCUGGCCCUACUGAAUAUGAUUCCCCUGUUUAUUCUGGCCGGCAGAAACAACCCACUAAUUCCAUUGCUGCGUGUCUCCUUUGAUACCUACAAUCUUCUGCACCGAUGGCUCGGCCGCAUUGUCAUUAUCGAAUCUAUCGUUCAUACCAUUGCCUGGAUGGUCAAUGCUGUGGCUGCAGAUGGCCACUCAAAGAUGUGGAACAACAUCUGGCAUGAGCCCUUUUACACCUGGGGAUUUGUUGCAACCGCCACUAUGGUCUUCAUUCUCAUACAGUCUCCCUCGCCUGUGAGACACGCCUUCUACGAGACCUUCCUCCAUCUUCACCAACUCGGCGCCAUAAUCAUUGUCCUGGGCAUCUACUUCCACCUAGAUAUCGACGGUCUUCCUCAACUGCCCUGGUUCAAAGGCAUCAUCAGUCUCUGGGCCCUUGAGCGUGGUGCUCGGUUCUUUCGAAUCCUCCGUCUCAAUGUGUCGCGCCGUAAUGGACUUACUCGCGUAGUAGUCAAGGCACUUCCCGGCGAAGCCAGCAGAGUGACUUUCUAUCUCCCUCGUCACACGAAGAUCAACCCCGGCAGCCACGUCUAUGCCUACCUUCCACGCAUCUCUUUCUGGAUGUCGCACCCUUUCUCCGUUGCAUGGGCUGAACAAGGCUCUGGUUCACUGCCCAAGUCACCCAAGACAGACAAGUUCAGUGAUUCCUCCAAAUCCUCCCUUUCUCGGAAACCAUCCACCAUGACCACCUCUUCAACCUCCUCGCCUGAUCUCGAAAAGGGUCAUUCCCGAAACACUGCACUCGCCACAGAUGAUUCCCAGCCAACCUGCGUCUCUCUCAUCAUGGCCGCGCGUACCGGAAUGACCCGCAAACUGUACAAUGCCGCACUAGCGUCGCCAAAUCUUACGUUGGAGACAACCGGAUUCAUUGAGGGUCCCUAUUCCUCCCACCCUUCUUCCUUUGGCAGCUAUGGCACCGUUGUUCUUUUCUCUGGUGGUGCAGGCAUAACCCAUCAUCUGAUGCAUGUCCGUGAUCUUCUCGCCGCCGCUGAUGCAGGCACUGUAGCCACUCGCCGCAUAUACCUUAUCUGGUCCGUCCGUACGACCGAGCACCUUGGCUGGGUCCGUGGCUUUAUGGAUUCCAUCCUGCAUAUGCCCAAUCGUCGGGAUGUCUUGGUUACCAAGCUAUUCGUCAGCAAACCCCGAAGUCAGCGUGAAAUCCAAAGCCCAAGCACUACUCUUCAAAUGUUUCCCGGCCGAUGUCGACCCGAUGUCGUCCUUGAGGAAGUUCUAUCCGACCCAGUUGGCGCUACGGGCGUUAGCGUCUGUGGUCCCGGAGCCUUUGCAGAUGAAGUACGCUCCAGCGUAAGGAAACGGAUUGGCCAGGGACAAGUGAUCGAUUUCGUCGAAGAGGCAUUUACCUGGUAA
Messenger RNA from Trichophyton rubrum CBS 118892, 2749 nucleotides. RefSeq lists its product as uncharacterized. NCBI's taxonomy places the organism in Eukaryota, Fungi, Ascomycota, Eurotiomycetes, Onygenales, Arthrodermataceae. The record is from RefSeq and is a predicted model, not a curated record. Gene Ontology annotation, biological process: copper ion import; iron ion transport; intracellular iron ion homeostasis. The transcript has a single exon. Bases 833 to 2749 code for a protein of 638 amino acids. Gene Ontology annotation, molecular function: ferric-chelate reductase activity. Gene Ontology annotation, cellular component: plasma membrane.